ACCGAGUCCAUUUCAAAAGGUGUCAUCAUUUUUAUUGGAAAAAGUUCUGCUUGGUGGGUCAUAUCAUAUGUCUGGGACUCGGCAAAUGUUUUAAGGCAUGUUUUACGAGAACUCCACAUGGAAGAAACACAAAAGUUGCGGGACUUCACCUCUCCUUCCUAUGACUCCCAAGAAACCUCAGCAGUGGCUGCAAGUGGUCGGACAUGCAGGGAGCUUUCGUGUUGGGGAGUAUGGUACACUGCUGAAGAAGUUUUGUGAAGGGGAGCAACAAUGCUACCUCAGGCUGAUGGAGGACACUUUGAGGCCCUUUGUUCCAGUCUACCACGGUGUGGUGCAGCGGGACGAGCAGGAUUACAACAUGAUGGAUAACUUGCUCACCCAUUUCAGCACACCAGCCAUCAUGGACUGCAAGAUGGGCAGUCGCACAUACCUCGAGGAGGAGCUGCUGCUGGCCCGAGAGCGGCCCCAGCCUCGUCACGACAUGUAUGAGAAGAUGGUGGCUGUGGAUCCAGAGGCCCCGACAGUCCAGGAACGAGCCCAGCAGGCAGUGCUGAAAACCAGGUACAUGCAGUGGAGGGAGACACUGAGCUCCACAACAACUCUGGGUUUCCGAAUCGAAGGAUUCAGGAAGGCAAAUGAAGAAUGUCACACAAACUUCAAAAGGACCAAAAGCAGAGCGCAAGUCAAGGAAGCACUGGACAACUUUGUCGACUCCAAUACACACAUUGUGUGGGGCUACCUGAGACGGUUGAAACAGUUGCGGCAGGUUUUGGAGGCGUCAGACUUCUUCAGAGCGCAUGAGGUUGUGGGCAGUUCUUUACUGUUUGUACACGACUGGACGGGCAGAACAGGAGUCUGGAUGAUCGACUUCGGAAAGACUGUGACCUUGCCGGCUCACAUUACCUUGGACCACCGCACUCCCUGGGUAGAGGGCAACCGAGAAGAUGGCUACCUGUGGGGUCUGGACAACCUCAUUGAUAUACUGACCAACAUGCUGCCGCUGACCUGAAAGCCACUCUAAACAUGUGUGGAAAUUUACUCACCAGUCUUGAGUGAAUGACUGCAGAUGGCUCCUGAAAUGGUUGCUUCAAUUGUGAGAAUUAACUCACAGUACAGGGAAAAUACAGUAUGAGGGUGCAAAAAAUGGACGAUGUGAUUGAUUACAAUAACAACACAUUUUGCAGAGUGUGUUAUAAAGUAAAUUCUUUCCAGAGCAGAUUUCCUUUCAGUAAAUCAGGCCCACCAUGCGGGUCCAGAGGCCACUGAUGAUUUAUGGGACCUCUGAGCAACAUGAGCCUUGUUAAGUUUGACCACCGAAUAGACCUACAACGCUGAGCUCACCGUGUAACAGUCAAGCACAGUCUCAUUUUCCAGCCUCAGCAGGAGACGUCCGACCCAACUGUCUUGAGACGACCCGCUCAUUAUUUCAGAAAACACACUGCACUUGCAAUUAUAAGCCAGAGAUAUGGCUGCCCCCUGUGAGAUGAGAUGAUCAGUAGUCUAACCAUUACACUGUCUCAUUAAAAUGGUGCUAAAGCUAAGAUGCUCUAAAGUGGCGUUAUUUUCAGCAUUUCUUUAAUGCAAUGGUUUGCCUCACUAAUAGCAUUGUUAUUGCAUGAGGUUUUAAAUUAAAUUUACUUUAUUUAAAUGCAUCAUAGUUUGCAUGAAGUUUCUAAUUAUGAGGGUCAAACAACAGGGACAUUUUUUUGGCUAUGCCAGCAGCGUAACUAUAGGGAUGGUAAUGUCAGUUGGUCAGGCCACCGCUUUGAUCUAGACUGAAAUAUUUCCAACACUAUUGCAUGGAUUGGACCAAACUUUUGUACAGACAUUCAUAGUCCCCUGAAGAUGAAUCCUAAUGACUUUAAUGACCCCCUGAUGUUUCCUCUAGCACCACUGACAGGCCAAAAUUUGAAUUUGUCCAAUAUGUAGUACUUGAUAAACUGAUGAUAUUCCCAUCAUCCUCAGCUGUGCUAUGUGUUUACUACAAAUUAGCAAAUGUGAUUACAUUUCUUGCAUAGUCAUUGUGCAGUAUGUUAGCACACUGGUGUUAGCCAGAGCUUCCUUGCUUUAGCAUUUAGCUCAAAUCAUAGAGGUGCCUCAGUGCAGCCUCACAGAGCUGCCAGCAUGGCCGAUCUCUGAUUAUGCUGCU
This is a messenger RNA of Chelmon rostratus (copperband butterflyfish), 2149 nucleotides long. RefSeq names its product inositol-trisphosphate 3-kinase Ca (gene itpkca). Gene Ontology annotation, biological process: inositol phosphate biosynthetic process. Gene Ontology annotation, cellular component: cytoplasm; nucleus. Gene Ontology annotation, molecular function: inositol-1,4,5-trisphosphate 3-kinase activity; inositol tetrakisphosphate kinase activity. The coding region runs from base 98 to 1009 and encodes 303 amino acids. The record is from RefSeq and is a predicted model, not a curated record. The transcript has 7 exons. NCBI's taxonomy places the organism in Eukaryota, Metazoa, Chordata, Actinopteri, Chaetodontiformes, Chaetodontidae.